Messenger RNA from Chenopodium quinoa (quinoa), 1072 nucleotides. Its product is annotated as guanine deaminase-like. The coding region runs from base 265 to 900 and encodes 211 amino acids. NCBI's taxonomy places the organism in Eukaryota, Viridiplantae, Streptophyta, Magnoliopsida, Caryophyllales, Amaranthaceae. Gene Ontology annotation, molecular function: guanosine deaminase activity; zinc ion binding. The transcript is spliced from 4 exons. Gene Ontology annotation, biological process: purine nucleoside catabolic process. The record is from RefSeq and is a predicted model, not a curated record.
CAAGUAGCGGUUAUUGCUGUAAAUUUUUCUGUAUUUUCAUUUCGUUUUCAACAGAUUGAGCAAGAGAAUUAAAACGCGUUAUCUUUCAAAAAAAAAAAAUUAUAUAUAUAUGGCUUGAAAAUUAUGAAAAAAAAUCUCCUCGGACCCAUGAAUAGUAGAGUGGAAAAAGGAAAAAAGAGAUUGUAUUUGUGGAAUAGGAUAAUUUAUCAGCAUUAUUAAGGAUAACAUUCCCAAUAAAUUAAGGUCCAGCAAAUUGUUUGACAAAUGCUCCAUUCGGGAAAUAAUUGUGUCAAUUCCAUUCCACACUUUCUCCAACAAUUCUGGACACACAUCUUGGAAUUUUUUUUUUUUUUUUUUCAGCUCAUCUUGGAAUUUUACUCAUUCUUAAUCUCAAUUCAAUUCAUGGUGGAUGCUAAUGCUAUACAAGAUAGAGAUGACAAACUGUUGACAAAAGCAAUUGAAGAAGCUUAUAAGGGAGUUCAAUGUGGACAUGGGGCUCCUUUUGGUGCUGUUAUUGUUUGUAAUGAUCAAGUAAUUAACAGCUGUCACAACAUGUCGCGGAAGUACAAUGACCCAACUGCACACGCAGAGGUCAUAGCCAUAAGAGAGGCAUGUAAUAAACUCAAUCGAACUGAGUUGUCAGAUUGUAACAUGUAUGCAUCUUGUGAGCCAUGUUCAAUGUGCUUUAGCGCAAUACAGAUUUCAGGAAUUAAGAGAGUAAUGUAUGGAGCUAAAGCUGACACUGCUAGAGCUAUGGGUUAUAGAUCUCCCAUUUCUGAUGCAUUGAGGGGCACCGGAGUUUAUCAAACAGCAGCUGAUCUCGAGAUCAAACAAGCUAACCAUAAUCUGGUUAUAAUCGCCGAGGAAAUAUUUGAGAAAUUUCCUAAAUCUAGUGCUUAAGAAAAUAAAAAUACAUCAAUCAAUCAAUGCUUGGAUUUGUGGAUUUGUACAAAUUAUUCCAAACCACCUGAUCCCAUGAAAACACAUUUAUGUAGGAAGGCAUAACCAUGGAAUGAUUUGUAAUAUAUUAGAUUAGUGGUGCAAUGUUAUAUUUAAAGGUUGGUGAUCUUCA